AUGAUACUAAUAUAUUACCCAGAGGUCUAUUAUGCUAUUGGAGUAGGUAUUGUCGUGUAUAUCUUCUUGAUUUGGCGAGGAAACGGCAUCAGAUUCCCAGAACCCAAGUAUUUGCAAGAUGUAAGUUAAGUAUGGUGUUUUAGACGGUAUAUAGUUUAAUAAUGUGUGCAUAUGGGUUAGUAAAGUUAUGUUAUUUGAUUUUAUGCUUUGAAUUAUGAGUUAUAUUGUUGUUAACGAAGACUUGCGUAUGUUAAGUUAGUUUAUGCGAGGUUUAGGUAUCGAUUUAGACAUUAUAUAAGCUAGUAAGGAAGUUUUGGUUUAAAUUAAAGUAUUAUUUGUUUAAGAUGGAUCAUUUUCCUGAAAAGAAGUCAAAGAGGUGUUAUGUAAGAAGGAAACCGACGGAAAACAAUAUCAAGGAUCAGUUUAAACAACCAUUGGCUCCAAAGAUGUCUGGAAAACCUGAAGUUUUGUAUGCAGAACCUCCAACAAUCGGUCAUUUUAAUGUAAGGUUUUAAAUUUGUAAUUUAUUCAGCUUAAAUUAUCGAAAGAAGGGGAUUUAUUACCUGAAAUUGUGAAAUGUUAUCCAAAAUUUUUUCUGUAAAAAAUCGACCUAGAAAUAAAAGCAGAUAUUAAGGUAGUCAAUAUUUACUAAUUGCAUCGUAAUAUAGGAAAAAUAGGUAAAAUUGUUAACGAAUUACCCAAAUAAAUAUAUCUAUUGAUUAAAAACAUUGAUAUUUUCAGCCAAGACCAUUGACACCAAGCCGAGCAGUGACGAUGCAAACUCAAACCACUCCGUUACACCAGUCCAGAAAGCCGACUGCUGAGAUGAAUGUUAACUACGGACUUCGGAGUCGGAAUGUUCAAGUGCCUAAAUCCAGGUUUCCAGAUGUUGAGGAAGAGGCGUUAGUGUACGAAGAGCCGUAA
Molecule: messenger RNA, 924 nt
Organism: Bursaphelenchus okinawaensis
Lineage: Eukaryota; Metazoa; Nematoda; Chromadorea; Rhabditida; Aphelenchoididae
Source: the annotation of a GenBank genome assembly